CACACGUGACGUGGCGGCAGCGGCACGUGCAGCCGUAUUAAGGGCCGUCGGCGGCAACCGCCAUCUUCUGUCGGUGCGCAGUCCUGGUGACCGUCGGAGGGAGGUCUGGCAGGGCGCAGCAUGAUUGAAGAAGACUGGAAUGCCGAGAUAGGGGACGAGGCGUUACUCCCGUCCCUUGAGAAGGUUAACUUGCUUGAGAAACCAAAUGACCCCUCCUCUGUCUUCAGUCGAACUGUAGACUCAUUUGGUACUGAUGAAUUUGUGGACACACAGCAUGAGUCAGUGAGUAGUUUUGGUAGAGGAAGAAACUUUGCAGCCAAAGCUUUUCAAGAAGGAAAUGGAGAAGAUGCCAUUACGCAAAACAGAGGGUUUAAAGGAUUUGGACAAGGUUUUCAAGAACGAAAUGCUGUAGAUGGUGCUAGUACACAAAACAGAGGGUUUAAAGGAUUUCGUGGUGGCUUUGGACAAGGUUUUCAAGAAGGAAGUGGAGAAGAUUUCAUUAUGAAAAACAGAGGGUUUAAAGGAUUUGGACAAGGUUUUCAAGAACGAAAUGCUGUAGAUGGUGCUAGUACACAAAACAGAUGGUUUAAAGGAUUUGGCGGUGGCUUUGGACAAGGUACUAAGGAUGGACAAAGGGGUAUGCCUCAGUCUAGAGCUCUCACCUUUAAAGAAAGACAAUCUCUAGCAGAUGAUGCAGGUUUUCAGGAUGGAAGUGGAGAAGAUGCCAUUACGCAAAACAGAGGGUUUAAAGGAUUUGGACAAGGUUUUCAAGAUCGAAAUGCUGUAGAUGGUGCUAGUACACAAAACAGAGGGUUUAAAGGAUUUCGUGGUGGCUUUGGACAAGGUACUAAAGGUGGGCAAAGGAGCACACUGCAGUCUAAAACUCCUGGCUCUCGAGAAGGAGGAACACUCGCUGAUGGUGCAGGUCCAAAGGUGACUUAUGUGCCCCCUCCUCCACCUGAGGAUGAACAAGCCAUCUUUGCACGUUACCAGACAGGAAUGAAUUUUGACAAGUAUGAUGAAAACAUCGUUGAAGUAUCAGGACUAGACCCUCCAGCAGCAUUAAUGAGUUUUGCAGAUACUAACAUGUGUCAUACUUUAACUGUGAACAUUGCUAAAGCUGGAUACUCUAAACCUACUCCAGUGCAGAAGUACAGCAUUCCUAUUAUACUGGCAGGACGGGAUUUGAUGGCAUGUGCUCAGACAGGAUCAGGAAAAACUGCAGCCUUUCUUGUACCAGUUGUAGCCCAAAUGAUGAAGGAUGGUGUAACUGCCAGUAGCUUUAAAGAGCAGCAAGAACCGGAAUGUAUUAUUACUGCCCCAACUAGAGAACUGAUAAAUCAGAUCUUCCUAGAAGCAAGAAAAUUUGUAUAUGGAACUUGUAUAAGGCCUGUUGUGAUCUAUGGAGGUACACAAACAGACUAUUCAAUUCGUCAAGUAAAGCAAGGCUGUAAUAUACUGUGUGCCACUCCAGGGAGGCUUCUAGACAUCAUUGAAAGAGGAAAGAUUGGUUUGCAUAAUGUGAAAUACUUGGUGCUGGAUGAAGCGGACCGCAUGCUUGAUAUGGGUUUUGGUGCAGAUAUGAAGAAGCUGGUAUCUUUCCCAGACAUGCCACAAAAAGACAAACGCCAAACACUAAUGUUUAGUGCCACUUUUCCUGAAGAAGUUCAGAGGCUGGCUGGUGAAUUUUUGAAAACUGAUUUUUUGUUUGUUGUUGUCGGACAUGUGGGUGGAGCAUGCAGUGACGUUCAGCAAAAUAUUCUUCAAGUUUCUCAGUACUUCAAGAGGGAUAAACUGAUAGAAAUUCUACACAGCAUAGGUAAUGAACGAACCCUGGUCUUUGUGGACACAAAGAAAAAAGCAGACUUCAUUGCAUGCUUUCUUUGUCAAGAAAACAUACCAGCCACUAGUAUCCAUGGAGAUAGAGAACAGAGAGAAAGAGAAAUAGCUCUUCGGGAUUUUCGUUCUGGAAAAUGUCCAGUUCUUGUGGCAACCUCAGUGGCAGCAAGAGGUCUGGACAUUGAAAGAGUUCAGCAUGUUAUUAAUUUUGAUCUUCCUUCCACCAUUGAAGAAUAUGUGCACCGAAUUGGGCGAACUGGUCGUUGUGGAAAUAUAGGGAAAGCAGUUGGCUUCUUUGAUAACAAUUCAGAUGGUCAUCUUGCACAACCUCUAAUUAAAGUGCUUUCAGAUGCUCAGCAGGAAGUUCCUCUUUGGUUGACAGAAGUUGCUUUUGAGGCUGAAGGAGGACGCCUGCCAGUUAAUACCCAAAAGAAUUACAGAGGCAGAGGCAAAGUGACUGCAGGAGAAGUAAAGAUCGGGUGUCCUGCAAGAGAAAUUGAGUCAUGGGACUGAACUACUUUAUACCAAACUAGCUUGUACUCCGUUGUGCUGUAAGUGAAAUGUUGCUUGAGAAGAUAAUCUCGCGAAGACCUAGUUUGGGAAGGAGCUUUAUGUAAGGGUUUGCCUAAACUUUGUUCCUUUCUUUUGUAACAUGUCAGUUAAAAAGUUUGAAUUUUGUGUUAUGAUGAUACAAGGAUUUGUUAAAUUGCUCAAAAGCAGUUAAUAAAAGUUUGAGAAGAGCACUUUG
Messenger RNA from Oenanthe melanoleuca, 2587 nucleotides. It is a transcript of the gene DDX4, whose product is annotated as DEAD-box helicase 4. Lineage: Eukaryota; Metazoa; Chordata; Aves; Passeriformes; Muscicapidae. Gene Ontology annotation, molecular function: RNA binding; ATP binding; RNA helicase activity. Gene Ontology annotation, biological process: cell differentiation; gamete generation. The transcript is spliced from 22 exons. Gene Ontology annotation, cellular component: P granule; nucleus. The coding region runs from base 121 to 2352 and encodes 743 amino acids. The record is from RefSeq and is a predicted model, not a curated record.